AACACAGAGAGAAAAAAGAGCAAACCACACAAUAUUCUCCCCUUCUCUCUCUUCUUCUUCGUCUUCUUCGUCUUCUUCUUUCGCUUUGAUAGAGAGAGUCUCUCUCUUUAAGCCCGAAGCACGAGCAUCCAUCCGUAACGAAAGAAGAAGACCUUCUUCACUCGUUCUCCUCUCUGUUUCAAAUUAGAAUUUGCCUUCGUGAGAUUCAACUUGGUGGAAGAAAAAGACAAGAGGAUCCGUCAGAUCUGUUCAUCUCCGGCGAGAAAACUCGAAUGGAAGAGGAGAUGAUGAAUCAUUGCUUAGAAGAGUCCAAGAAGAUGCGAACUAUUGAGUGGUCUUAAGCGGACAAAACAGUUCGUUCUAAAGCAGCAAAAAAACAAAAAGGUUCUUUUAUUUUUCUCUGUGAUGGAAGAGAUGACUCCAGCAGUUGCAGUGACUCUCAGCUUAGCUAACUCUAUAUGUGACUCAUCACCAGUCGACAUCACUCAGCUCAAGAACGUUACCGACGCAGCUGACUUGUUACCUGAUUCCACCAUGGAGGAACAACAACCCAAGAAAGGGUCCUGUGAUGGAAGUGUUGUGGAUGAAGACGUUGUGGAGGAUACUAGCGCUGUCAUAAGCGAAGGCUUACUAGUCGUUGACGCUGGAUCUGAACUAAGCUUGUCUAUGGAGAUAGAAAACGGGAGAGUUCUCGCUAAAGCCAUCAUCCUAGGGGAAUCAAGCAUCGAGCAGGUUCCUACAGCCCAAGUUCUCAUUCAGGACACUGAGAUAGAAGAUGGUUCUGGUGUGACAGCUUCAGAGGUUGUCAUUAGGUUGCCGGAAGAGAAUAAUAAUAACCACGUGGCGAGAGGGAGAAGCGUCUAUGAGCUAGAUUGUAUCCCUCUCUGGGGAACGGUUUCGAUUCAAGGUAAUAGAUCUGAGAUGGAGGAUGCUGUUGCCGUGCUGCCUCAUUUCUUGAAGUUACCUAUCAAAAUGCUGAUGGGAGAUCAUGAGGGUAUGAGUCCAAGCCUCACACAUCUCACUGGUCAUUUCUUCGGUGUUUAUGAUGGUCAUGGAGGCUAUCAGGUUGCUGACUACUGCCGAGAUAGACUCCAUUUUGCUUUAGCUGAAGAGAUAGAGUGCAUUAAAGACGAGUUGUGCAAGAGGAACACUGGAGAAGGUAGGCAGGUGCAGUGGGAGAAAGUCUUCACUAGCUGUUUUCUAACUGUUGACGGUGAGAUUGAAGGAAGAAUCGGUAGAGCUGCUGCUGUUGGUGGUUCUUCUGAUGUGGUUCUUGAAGCUGUUGCCUCCGAGACUGUUGGAUCAACAGCUGUGGUUGCUUUGGUUUGUUCAUCUCAUUUAGUGGUUUCUAACUGCGGUGAUUCCAGGGCGGUUUUGUACCGUGGCAAAGAAGCCAUGCCCUUAUCAGUUGAUCACAAACCAGAUAGAGAGGAUGAGUAUGCAAGAAUAGAGAACGCUGGUGGGAAAGUUAUACAGUGGCAAGGCGCUCGUGUGUUUGGUGUUCUCGCCAUGUCUAGGUCCCUUGGUGACAGAUACCUGAAGCCAUAUGUGAUCCCGGAACCUGAAGUGACGUUCAUGCCUAGGUCACGAGAAGAUGAUUGUCUAAUAAUAGCCAGUGAUGGUCUUUGGGACGUAAUGAGCAACCAAGAAGUCUGUGAAGUAGCGAGGAAACGGAUCUUGAUGUGGCACAAGAAGCACGGUGCACCUCCACUAAAGGAGAGAGGCAAAGGAACGGAUCCAGCUUGCCAAGCGGCGGCUGAGUACCUCUCGGUGCUUGCUCUUCAGAAAGGAAGCAAAGAUAACAUCUCCAUCAUUGUGGUUGACUUGAAAGCUCAAAGAAAGUUCAAGGCCAGAGCUUGAAUGAGGCUUGAUGAUGAUUACUUUUUUUCUUUUUUUACUGGGGUAAGUUUGCAGAAUCUUCUUAAUAUUUUAGAUCGUAAGAGAUCUAAUUUCGACAUGUUUUUACAUAUAAUUUACUCAAUAUUAUUAGAGUAAAGACUGAAGAAGAAGAAGAUGAUGAUGAUGCAUAGCUAAUUAUAAGUACAUUCCUUUUUUUCUCUAUGGAAAGUUGGACUCGUAUGUAUUAAGAAGAAAUAGGCCAAUAUAAUGUUGAUUUUCCUUCUUUCA
Messenger RNA from Brassica oleracea var. oleracea, 2127 nucleotides. Its product is annotated as protein phosphatase 2C 16. Gene Ontology annotation, biological process: protein dephosphorylation. The record is from RefSeq and is a predicted model, not a curated record. Gene Ontology annotation, molecular function: protein serine/threonine phosphatase activity; cation binding. Lineage: Eukaryota; Viridiplantae; Streptophyta; Magnoliopsida; Brassicales; Brassicaceae. The coding region runs from base 406 to 1860 and encodes 484 amino acids. The transcript has 5 exons.